Achroia grisella is the source of this 1062-nucleotide messenger RNA. RefSeq lists its product as uncharacterized. NCBI's taxonomy places the organism in Eukaryota, Metazoa, Arthropoda, Insecta, Lepidoptera, Pyralidae. The record is from RefSeq and is a predicted model, not a curated record. The transcript has a single exon. Bases 137 to 913 code for a protein of 258 amino acids.
AAGAAUGUAUUGUCAUCUGCCACAAUAUAUGUCAAAAAUUCAACAUGCCUACGUAAAUAAUAAUUUAUCCAAACAGCAUAUAACAAUAUCGAUCUAAUCAUGUUAUAUACACUCAGAUAGUCAAGAAAUCAACACAAUGUCAAAAUGUAGCAAAAUCAAAAACCCAUGUAAAAUAUGUUUGGGGCCUGUUUCUCAAAAGAAUGGAUUGCAAUGUCAUGGUGCCUGCGAGAGCUGGGUACAUUAUAGUUGCUUGAACUACACACCUGGUAAAAUAAAAGAUAUAAAAGCGGGUAUUAUUACAGUAACUUGCCCAUGCCCCGAUUGUAAAACGACACUGCCGAAGGAAUACAUGACUAACGAACCGUAUAGUUGUACGAAUCUGCAAUGUCCAGCUAAUAGGCCACCCCAAUGUGAAAAUACGAAGUGCCCGGUAAAUAAAGGAGCUCCCAAUAAAAUGAAUCAGACUUCAGCGACGCCUCCUUGCCCUUUGAGCCAGUGUGGAAACUCUUGCAAAGAACAUAGUAAUUCACAAGUUCCUAACUCUACAAAACCUCCAGUGGGAGCAGCCUGUGCUAUGCAGCUAAUGUCAUCUUCUUCAGAUGAUUGCACAAGUUGCAAAAUAUGUCCGUCAGGUUACUCAUCAUCUACAGAGAUUCCUGCUGGUGACAUGAGGAGGAAAGCUAAUGUUAAUAUGGCAGGGGUACCAACGCUAAUAGCAGUAGAACGGCUUUGUAACACUGUUGGUCAAUUGACUAAUCAAAUCAAUGAAAUGAUGAUAACUUUAAAACAAGGUGCAGACAUCGAAGGAGAAGGAGGAUGUGGUCAUACAAACUGUCCGCAGAAAGGGCCAAAGUCCAUGUGCCCCAAGCCAUGUUACUGUCCAGGUAACCCUGGCAGGGGUAGGAGGCGAUAAUAAGUCUGGUAACAUAUAAAAUUGCAAUAUUGUCUGUUAUCAUCUUGAUUUUUAUCUAUACAUUAAUACUAUAUGAGUAAACCAUUAAAAUCUAUAAUAUUAGAUUGCUUUUAUCUAUAAUAAACUAUUUAAUCAGUUUCUGCUUUCAA